Molecule: messenger RNA, 1246 nt
Organism: Ylistrum balloti
Lineage: Eukaryota; Metazoa; Mollusca; Bivalvia; Pectinida; Pectinidae
Product: ubiquitin-conjugating enzyme E2 S-like
Exons: 5
Coding region: 95-715 (206 amino acids)
Source: RefSeq, a predicted model, not a curated record
UGGGGUCAGUCAAAAAAUUUCUAACCGAGCUUUGGCUCACACUCAAAUUUAACUGUGAUAUUUGUUAGUAUUUUAAGCCAAAUCAAGCAGAGACAUGUCAAGUUGUUCAAACGUGGAGAAUUUAUCACCGCAAGUCAUCAGACAGGUAGCCAGAGAGCUUGGAGAACUUUGUAGUGAUCCACCUGAAGGCAUAAAAGUAUUUACUAGUGAUGAAGAUAUUACAGACAUCCGGGCACAGAUUGAGGGGCCAGCUGGAACUCCAUAUGCAGGUGGACUGUUUAGAAUGAAACUUGUGCUUGGAAAAAACUUUCCAAAUGAACCACCUAAAGGUUUCUUUGUUACACGGAUAUUUCAUCCAAAUGUUGCCAGCAAUGGAGAGAUUUGUGUAAACACUUUAAAGAAAGACUGGAAGCCAGAGCUUGGAAUCAAACAUAUACUUCUUACCGUUAAAUGCCUUUUGAUAGUCCCUAACCCAGAAUCUGCUUUGAAUGAGGAAGCGGGAAAACUUUUACUGGAGCAAUAUGAAGAUUAUUCAAUGAGAGCUAAAUUAUAUACAGACAUACAUGCAAAACCUCCAAAAGCUUCAACAGAUUCAGGUUUAACCUCACCAUUGAAAGGUAACUUAGAAGGACCAAUGGCGAAAAAACAUGCCGGUGACAAAAAACUUAUGGACAAAAAGAAAAAAGAGAAAAAGAAAGUGCUGAAGAGAUUAUGACACCCAUUAUAGAAGAUUUUAUGUUUAUUUUCCAUGUUAUUUAUACAUUUUGAUAUGUCAGCCAGACAUGUCUCCUCAUUGGCAUUUUAUGAGGAUGAACAAUGCAUUUUAUACAGGGACAGUAUCCAUUUGACACUCAUUGUGACAGUAGAAGACACCAGCCGUGGCUAGUCCAGGGCCUACGUUCUAACAACCUGGUUACAGUGAUCAGACAGUCAUUCUUAACAUUGAUAUCAUUUUAUGAAUUUUCAUUUUAUCUAGUGGAAUCAACCUACCUACUCUUCACUAGUAUGACAGCAAGUUCAAUAGAAUGUUUGAUGUGCACAAUUUCCUUUUUUGUUUUUUUUUUUUGUACAUAUAGAAAUCUAAUGAUGGAGAUUCGUCUUAAAAUCAAUCAUGUGUAUCAUAAAAUCUUUAAUAUAUAUUGUGACAUGAAUGUACAAUAAAUGCAAUUUUUACAAAAGAAACCUGGUAUCUGAAUGUGGUAAAUUUGGACUUACUAUUAUUGUUAGAUGGUGCAGUUAUAAUGCA